AUGGUCCAAAAGUAUCCGCUCCUCGCUGCGCUCUGCUGCUACCGAUGUGUCGCUGACGACAUCCACGCUGAUCUGGGUCUCUUGUACGAGUUUCUUGGGAUAGAUCCAGCAGCCGAGGAUGAACCACAACGCCCUCCGCCCCCGCCGAUCAUUCUAUGCACGAUGCGCCUCGAAUGCACUCGCUGCCCACCCACGGUGACCCGCCGCUCCCUCCGCCGCCGUGUUGAUCCUCAAAAGAUCCGCGUUCUUUCUGCGGACCUCAAGUGGAAGCCUGCGAUACUCUACAUCGGUCACUGUGCUGCUUGUCGAGCCGACUACUAUCCAGACCGUAUCACCUACAAGGCAGAGAACGGACAGCGGCUGCAAAUCUUGGAGUACAACUCGCAGUAUCUUCGCAUUUCCAAGCACGGUCUCUGGGCAUCACACCGGAUAGCUCGCGCUCAGGAGCACGCGCUCACUUGCUUUCACGCCGGCUGGUCUAACUUUGCAAACUGGGUCAAUCGUCUCCUCCAGGCUGAUCGUCCACUCCUGACAAACCGCCAAUCUCAGCGACUCUUUCUGGAGCACUUCUCUCGCCGGCUCCUGGUGGCUCAUAACCUGACCGACGACUUCCGAGUCCCUGCCCACUCGGAUGCGGCAACACUGGCUCGGCAUGUCCGUGAGCUGCUGGGUGUUGGUGGCGGCUCCUUCCCGGACUCCUUCGACCACGGGUGUACAGAAUGUACCCAUGCGAAGCGCUACCGUGCCGACCUUGUCGAAGAGGGACUAGUGCUUGGCGGUGUGCAGGCUGCCAACGAGGUUGCAGGGUUACCUAUAGAGGUGAGUGUACGUCUUCUUAUUGCGUAUGCAUCGGUUCACAGAUCACCUCCUGCACCCCUCCCCGAAGGUCUACCUGCUGCUCCCCCCGUUCAACAAGAAGCAGUUCCUGGAGAGGCACGGGGAUAUGUGCGGAUGGCUGUCAUGGAUGGAAAGACAAUCACACAUAGGAAAUGUGCUCUGGAUGACUGUCGCAACGCACUUGUGAACUACCGGAACGGGAGGUUCUGUGAAGUUCACUUGGGCUGGCAAGUUAUCUGUGGUAUCAUUCCUUGUGGUAGAGAGGUUCAUGCAGCGGGCGCUCUCACUUGUGAUCGUGCAGAACACAAGGCUUGGUACAGAGGCUGGAAAGCACGAUUUACCCGCUUGUCAUACCCUGGGGUGCAGCGCGUCAUACGCAGGCAACGUGCUGCACCUCAGGAUAUGGCAGCAGGUAGACCUGCUCUUCAACUUCAGUUACCGUCACUUGAUGGUAUUCCAGGUGAAGAAGUUGUCCACACAUUUCGUGCCAAGACAACCUAUUGCCUGGAAACCAUACAGUGGGCUUGUGGGAUGCCGAUUGGCUGGGGCAAAUGCUUUAAGUCUGAGAGUGCCCCGCAGGUCUUAGAGAUUCUGAACCGGACGUGGCCUGCCACCCGUGAAAAUCUCAGACCUAGCUUCAUUGCCUAUGAUGAUGCUUGCGACCUCCUACGCCACAUUGUCACCCAGGACCCUCAAAGUCCUUGGGUUCAAAGCACAAAGUUCAUUGUGGAUGCUUGGCACUAUAUUGGUCAUAAAGCGACUGAUGUGCUGUGUCGUCUAUGGUGCAACCCUGCUCCUUGUGAUGGCUCUCAACCUGAUCUAAUCCUUCUUGAGGAGGACAAUCAUGGUGAGAGUCACCAAGUCAGGGCUUUCAAUAUGGAGACUGCAGAACAGUUCAAUUCUUGGCUUGAUGGCUUUGAGUCUCAGAUGCGGCAAAUGACAGAUGUGAACUAUGAUUUCUUUGUUCAUUCCCUCUUUUUACUGUACACAGAUUUGGUUGAACAGCGGAUUGAAAAGAAAGGACAAGGACUUGGGGAAACCUUCUGGGAUAAAGUUGAAGAGUUGCUGUAA
Trametes versicolor FP-101664 SS1 is the source of this 1908-nucleotide messenger RNA. RefSeq lists its product as uncharacterized. The transcript is spliced from 4 exons. NCBI's taxonomy places the organism in Eukaryota, Fungi, Basidiomycota, Agaricomycetes, Polyporales, Polyporaceae. The record is from RefSeq and is a predicted model, not a curated record. The coding region runs from base 1 to 1908 and encodes 635 amino acids.